This is a messenger RNA of Zeugodacus cucurbitae (melon fly), 1893 nucleotides long. Its product is annotated as lanC-like protein 3 homolog. Gene Ontology annotation, cellular component: plasma membrane. Lineage: Eukaryota; Metazoa; Arthropoda; Insecta; Diptera; Tephritidae. The coding region runs from base 167 to 1426 and encodes 419 amino acids. The record is from RefSeq and is a predicted model, not a curated record. Gene Ontology annotation, biological process: peptide modification; carbohydrate metabolic process. The transcript is spliced from 2 exons.
UUUUUAAUUUUGCAUUAUUGUGAAUAUCGAAUAGUGGUCUAACCAAGCAACCGACCGGCUUGGAACAGAUUGUUUUAAUAUUAUCAACAAAAAAUAUUUAAUAGUUUUAAAAACAUAUUUUUGUGGAUACUUACAAGCACAGAUUCAAUUUUUGAAAUAGAUAAAAAUGGAGAAGCGAUUUUUGGAAAACCCAUUUCCGGACUUUAUCAGCCGUGAAAGCACACCUAUUGUCUUGGAUGAGGAGCACGUGAAGAAUCUUAUUUGCACAUAUAUAGACGCCAUAAUGGAGUGUUGUCAAGUAGGUAAUAUAGAGGAAGACCAUAGAGGAGAUUUAUAUGUCGGAAAUGCUGGAAUUGCCUUUAUGUUCUGGAAAUUAUCAAGAUCCGAAAAUACUAGAGAUCUUUAUCCGGCACUUGAACAUGCGGAAACUUUUAUACGGAAUGCUAAAUGUAAUGCAGAUCGAUACAAAAAACGUUCAGCAGAGAGGUAUUCAUUUUUGUGUGGAAAUGCUGGAAUUUUUGCUGUUUCCGCCGCUAUCUCCCAUGAUUUGAAACAUAUGGAAGAGUUGUCUGAUGACUUGACAAACUUUAAAUCUGGUAUACCAUCCAGCAAAGAAUUUAUGCAUACUAAAUAUGGUUGCGACGAAGUUCUAGUUGGGCGAGCAGGAUUUCUGUCUGGUUGUUACUGGCUUAAUGAUGUGCUUUGUGAGAAAAAAAUUACUGAUGACGAUAUAAUAUCUAUUUGUCAAAUGAUAAUUAACAGCGGAAGAGAAUACGCCAAAAAGACUAAAGCCCCAUUGCCGUUAAUGUACCAGUACCAUGGAACGGAAUAUUUAGGUGCUGCUCACGGUGUUUGCGCUAUUUUACAUAUGUUAUUGGAUAGUCCAUGGUUUCGUACAGACCCCAUAUCAGCACCCAGUGCAGAAUUACGCGACAUAAAACGUUCAAUAGAUUUCUUUCUAACGCUUCAAGAUUCUGAGGGUAAUUUUCCCGUCGCCUUGGAGGAUUUAAAAAGUGGUCGUGAAAAACGUUUAGUACAUUGGUGUCAUGGUGCACCAGGAGCAGUAUAUUUACUUGCUAAGGCAUAUCUCAUCUUUAAAGAGGAUAAAUACUUGCAGGCUUUGCGUAGCUGUGCUGACUUGGUUUGGAAGAAAGGUUUCUUACGUAAGGGACCAGGCAUUUGUCAUGGUGUCGCUGGAAAUGGAUACGUCUUUUUAUUACUCUAUCGCUUAACAAAUGAACCAAAAUAUUACUAUCGUGCCAUAAAAUUUAUGGAACUGUUAACUGAUUCCGAAUUUAAGCAUCGUGCGCGUACACCAGAUAGACCACAUAGCUUAUAUGAAGGUGUAGCUGGAACAGUAUGCUUCUUAAUCGAUUUGAUAAAUCCACAGCAAGCCCACUUCCCCUUCAUGGACGUUUUUCAUUAGUCUUUUGCUGCUUAGAAAUUUGAAGGAACGAAUUUGUUAUAGUAUCAAUUGUACUACUAUAUUGAGCAAAUGCGCACAGGUGAGGUGCAAAUUUAUAAAGCAUAUCAGGGAAUACUCAAGUGUCAGAUAAAUAUUAUAUCACAAAUUGUAACUUGUAUUACCCUAAGUUUUUUGACUUCGUUAAAAAGGAAAUCGGUUUUGUAACAAUACAAAUUAUGGUAUUGUAUAAAAGUGCGUACUUGGCCUUUAAAGGGAUUAAAUAACGGAAUAUUAACCCAAAAUAUGUUUUCAAAUAAUUUUUAUUAUACUAAAAAUGUAUGCAUAAAUACUCAGAAUAGAAGCUUACAUAAAAUUGCUUUGAAAUUGUACUUAAAUUAUUUGUAAAAAGAACAUAUUCAAUAUUUUUAUGAUAUUUACUAUCAAGUUUACAUUUAUAAAUAAAACGUCAGUUAACUACGAUAAAGCCU